CGGAAGUGCUGAGCUGUCGCCGUUACAGGACUGCUUCACAGCGCCCGGAAGAGACGUGGCGUCCACGGCUGUGUGCCCUGUGCCGCUAUGUGAUUGGCCCGGGCUGUGUACACCGUGCAUAGAGUUGUACUCGCGGUUGGGGAGAGGAUGCACAGGAGACGACUGGCUGUUCGUGCUUUUGCCCCGGUGCUGGUUGUCUUGUACGGUGUGUUCUGGGUGUGCAGCGGAGGGAGGACGCUACCGCCUCUCAGCGAUGACAUCCCAUUCCGCCUCAACUGGCCCGGACCGGACUUCUCUCUGCCAACCACAGGAAUACCCUACAAAGAAGACAAUUACAUCAUUAUGACAACAGCUGAUAAAGAGAAAUACAAGUGUCUUCUUCCACUUACUGCCAGUGACAACCAGGAAGAAGAAAGAGACUAUAAAGGUCCGACUCCUGGAGAACUUUUAGAUCCUCUCUUCAAGCAAACCAGCUGUUCCUACAGGAUUGAAUCCUACUGGACAUAUGAGGUGUGCCAUGGAAAACAUAUUCGGCAGUACCAUGAGGAGAAAGAAGCAGGACAGCAAGCUAAUAUUCAAGAAUAUUAUCUUGGAAACAUGAUGAAAAAAAGCUCAGUUGACACAGGUGAUAAACCAGAGGAAGGAGAAAAGGCUGGAAUUCCUAAAAAUAUUCCAUCCAAAAACAUUGAAGGACAGAUGACACCAUAUUACCCUGUCGAAAUGGGGAAUGGAACACCAUGCAGCUUGAAACAGAACCAACCCCGAGUUACAACAGUAAUGUACAUAUGUCACCCGGAUGCCAAACAUGAGAUUCUGUCUGUAGCCGAAGUCAUCACAUGUGAAUAUGAAGUUGUUAUACUGACUCCUCUUCUCUGCACCCACCCAAAGUACAGGUUUAAAACCUCUCCUAUAAAUGACAUCUUUUGCCAGUCGAUGCCAGGAUCACCACUAAGGCCACAAAGCUUAGAGAAACUUGAACAGCAGCGGGAGAUGAUCAGGGCACCAUUUAAGCCAAACAAAGAGGAAGAGCGGCAGGUAUUAAAGGACAAGUUCUCCACCAUCCAUAAGCCGGUGACAGUGGGUUCUCAGCAGCAAGUCACUGUAGGGACCACACACAUCUCCAAGCUGACCGAUGAGCAACUAAUCAAAGAGUUUCUCACAGGAUCGUACUGUUUUCAUGGUGGUGUUGGAUGGUGGAAAUAUGAAUUCUGUUAUGGAAAAUACGUCCACCAGUAUCAUGAGGAUAAGGACACUGGCAGGACAACCCUUGUUGUUGGUACAUGGAAAGAAGAAGAACAUUUAGAAUGGGCCAAGAAAAAUGUGGCAAGGUUGCACCAUCCGCCUGAGGAGGGCGUGCAAACUGUGAGAAUGGUGUCACAUUUCUAUGGAGGUGGAGAUAUCUGUGAGCUGACAAAUAAGCCUAGACAGGUGAUAGUUAAACUAAAGUGUAAAGAGUCUGAGUCUCCACAUGCUGUCACUGUGUAUAUGCUCGAACCACAGACUUGUCAGUACGUACUUGGAGUGGAAUCCCCGGUAAUAUGUAAGAUUCUUGAUACAGCUGAUGAAAAUGGGCUCCUCUCGAUUCCCAACUGAGACACAGAAUGAAGAUAUUGGUUUUGUCGGGACCUGUAAUUCUUCAGCGGGAUCAAGUGUACAAACCUUCAAAGACCACUUGUGUAUAUGUAUUUGUGUAUAUAUUGGAUAAUACAGAUUUUAAAUACAAUAAUCUAUUUGUA
This is a messenger RNA of Hyla sarda, 1736 nucleotides long. RefSeq names its product endoplasmic reticulum lectin 1 (gene ERLEC1). The transcript has 14 exons. The coding region runs from base 148 to 1593 and encodes 481 amino acids. Gene Ontology annotation, biological process: endoplasmic reticulum unfolded protein response; retrograde protein transport, ER to cytosol. Gene Ontology annotation, cellular component: endoplasmic reticulum lumen. Lineage: Eukaryota; Metazoa; Chordata; Amphibia; Anura; Hylidae. The record is from RefSeq and is a predicted model, not a curated record.